GUAACACACUCAGCCCUCCAGGUUCGGGAAAGGGAAAGAACGCGGCAGGGAAAGGAUUCCUUUCCCGGUAGGGUCCGUGGGGAAAGGCCGCAGUCCUUGUGUCCUUCCUUUUGACCAAGGUGUCUCUGUUGCUCCAUAAAUAAAACGUCUCACCGACUUCUGUCUGUGCUAUAAAGGCUGCGGAGCGGCUGUCCCCGGGCAUUCCGGGCGGAGCGCAGGAGCGAACAGGUCAUGGCAGCGCCGGGCAGCAGAUCGGAUCCGCCGCAGCUACCAGAGUACAGCUGCAGCUACGUGGUGUCGCGGCCGGUCUACAACGAGCUCGCCUUCCAGCAACAGCACGAGCGGCGCCUGCAGGAGCGCAGGACUCUGCGGGAGAGCCUGGCCAAGAGCUGCAGUUGUUCAAGAAAGAGAGCUUUUGGUGUGCUAAAGUCUCUCUUGCCCAUCUUGGACUGGCUCCCCAAAUACCGAAUCAAGGAAUGGCUGCUCAGUGAUAUCAUUUCAGGAGUUAGUACUGGACUUGUGGGUACACUGCAAGGAAUGGCAUAUGCUCUGCUGGCUGCAGUUCCCAUUGGAUAUGGCCUCUACUCUGCUUUUUUUCCUAUCCUGACAUACUUCAUCUUUGGAACAUCAAGACACAUUUCAGUUGGACCUUUCCCUGUGGUCAGUUUAAUGGUGGGAUCUGUUGUUCUAAGUAUGGCCCCCGAUGAACAAUUUCUCAUGUCCAGCAAUAAUGGAAGUACCUUGAAUACUACCAUGCUAGAUACAACAGCCAGAGAUACUGCAAGAGUAAUGAUUGCAAGCACCCUUACCCUUUUGGUUGGAAUCAUACAGCUGGUAUUUGGAGGUUUGCAGAUUGGAUUCAUAGUGAGGUACUUGGCAGAUCCAUUGGUUGGAGGAUUUACAACAGCUGCUGCCUUCCAGGUACUGGUCUCGCAGCUAAAGAUUGUCCUCAACGUUUCAACCCAAAACUAUAACGGAGUUCUCUCCAUUAUCUAUACUCUGGUAGAGAUUUUUCAAAAUAUUGGUGAUACAAAUCUUGCUGAUUUCAUUGCUGGAUUACUCACCAUUGUCAUCUGUAUGGCAGUUAAGGAAUUAAAUGAUCGAUUUAAACACAAAAUCCCAGUUCCUAUUCCUAUAGAGGUAAUUGUGACCAUAAUUGCCACUGCCAUUUCAUAUGGAGCCAACUUAGAAAAAAAUUACAAUGCUGGUAUUGUUAAAUCCAUCCCAAGGGGGUUUCUGCCUCCUGCACUCCCCCCGGUGAACUUGUUUUCCAAGAUGCUGACUGCAUCAUUUUCCAUCGCUGUGGUGGCUUAUGCUAUUGCGGUAUCUGUAGGAAAAGUCUAUGCCAUCAAGCACGACUAUACCAUCGAUGGGAACCAGGAAUUCAUUGCCUUUGGGAUCAGCAACAUCUUCUCAGGAUUCUUCUCUUGUUUUGUGGCCACCACUGCCUUGUCCCGGACAGCUGUCCAAGAGAGCACUGGGGGAAAGACACAGAUUGCUGGCAUCAUCUCUGCUGGGAUUGUGAUGAUCGCCAUUGUUGCCCUGGGGAAGCUUCUGGAACCCUUGCAGAAGUCAGUCCUGGCAGCUGUUGUAAUUGCCAACCUGAAAGGGAUGUUUAUGCAGGUGUGUGAUGUUCCUCGUUUGUGGAGGCAGAAUAAGACUGAUGCUGUUAUCUGGGUAUUUACAUGCAUCAUGUCCAUCAUUCUGGGGUUGGACCUGGGCUUACUAGCUGGCCUUCUAUUUGGACUAUUGACCGUGGUCCUGCGAGUUCAAUUUCCUUCAUGGAAUGGCCUUGGAAGCAUCCCUAGUACAGACAUCUACAAAAGUAUCAAGCAUUACAAAAAUGUUGAAGAACUUGAAGGAGUGAAGAUUCUUAGAUUUUCGAGUCCUAUUUUUUAUGGCAACGUCGAUGGUUUUAAAAAAUGUAUCAAGUCUACAGUUGGAUUUGAUGCCAUUAGAGUAUAUAAUAAGAGGCUGAAGGCAUUGAGGAGAAUACAGAAACUCAUCAAAAAAGGACAGUUAAGGGCAACAAAGAAUGGCAUUGUUAGUGAUGUUGGUUCAUCAAAUAAUGCUUUCGAGCCUGAUGAAGAUAUUGAAGAUCCUGAAGAACUUGAUAUCCCAACCAAGGAAAUUGAGGUUCAAGUGGAUUGGAACUCUGAGCUUCCAGUCAAAGUGAAUGUUCCCAAGGUACCAAUCCAUAGCCUUGUGCUUGAUUGUGGAGCUAUAUCUUUCCUGGAUGUCGUUGGAGUGAGGUCAUUGCGGCUGAUUGUCAAAGAAUUCCAAAGAAUUGAUGUGAAUGUGUACUUUGCAUCACUUGAAGAUCAUGUGAUAGAGAAGAUGGAGCAAUGUGGCUUCUUUGAUGAUAAUAUUAGAAAGGACACAUUCUUUCUGACUGUUCAUGAUGCUAUAAUCUAUAUACAGAACCAGGUUAAAUCCCAAGAUGGACAAGAUUCCAUUUUAGAAACGGUAAGUAUUUAAUCUUUCUGCAUCUGUAUCUUUCCUAAACUA
Messenger RNA from Ictidomys tridecemlineatus (thirteen-lined ground squirrel), 2508 nucleotides. The record is from RefSeq and is a predicted model, not a curated record. NCBI's taxonomy places the organism in Eukaryota, Metazoa, Chordata, Mammalia, Rodentia, Sciuridae.